This is a messenger RNA of Microtus oregoni (creeping vole), 2672 nucleotides long. It is a transcript of the gene Hnrnpul2, whose product is annotated as heterogeneous nuclear ribonucleoprotein U like 2. Bases 311 to 2560 code for a protein of 749 amino acids. The record is from RefSeq and is a predicted model, not a curated record. Gene Ontology annotation, cellular component: membrane. NCBI's taxonomy places the organism in Eukaryota, Metazoa, Chordata, Mammalia, Rodentia, Cricetidae. The transcript has 14 exons. Gene Ontology annotation, molecular function: protein binding.
GGGAGGGAGCAGAAGUGAGGGAACUCCGUCGUUCUCGGCGCGCACUCGCUCGCGGUCGAGAGUCGAGUCCCCUGGAAGCUGCUCCUCGCCGCCUUGUUUUGGGCUCCGUGAGCCGAAAGGGGCAGGGCAGAAGAAGGCGACACAAACACGCCGCGGGAAGAGCGCGGCCCCUGCCGCUGCCGGCGUGCGCUUACUAGCGCGGGCUCAGUACUGGCGCGGGAGGCGGAGGCGGGCGGCGCCUGCGCGGUCGGGCUCGGUCGACAGUUCGCAGGGGAGGAGGCGGCGGGAGGCGGAGGAGGCGGCGGCGGCGAUGGAGGUGAAGCGGCUGAAAGUGACCGAGCUGCGGUCGGAGCUGCAGCGGCGGGGCCUGGAUUCGCGCGGCCUCAAGAUGGAUCUGGCGCAGCGGCUUCAGGAGGCGCUGGAUGCUGAGAUGCUGGAGGACGAGGCCGGCGUUGGCGGCGCCGGGCCCGGCGGGGCCUGCAAGGCGGAGCCUCGGCCUGUGGCCGCGUCGGGCGGAGGCCCGGGCGGGGACGAGGAGGACGACGAGGAGGAGGAGGAGGAGGAGGAGGAGGAGGACGAGGAGGCGCUGCUUGAGGACGAAGACGAGGAGCCACCUCCUGCUCAGGCUUUGGGCCAGGCCGCGCAGCCUCCUCCGGAGCCCCCGGAGGCGUCAGCCAUGGAGGCCGAACCCGAAUCCUCCGACACACCGGCGGAGGCCACGGCCGGGUCAGGUGGGGUAAACGGUGGUGAAGAGCAUGAGACCGGCAAGGGGGAGGAAGACGGGCCGGAGGAACGGAGCGGGGAUGAGACGCCGGGAUCCGAGGCACCGGGUGACAAGGCCACAGAGGAACAAGGAGAUGACCAGGAUAGUGAAAAGUCAAAACCAGCAGGCUCAGAUGGUGAGCGGCGGGGGGUAAAGAGACAGCGGGAUGAGAAGGAUGAACAUGGCCGAGCUUACUAUGAAUUCCGAGAGGAGGCUUACCACAGCCGCUCGAAGUCUCCACCACCUCCAGAAGAAGAAGCAAAAGAUGAAGAGGAGGAUCAGACUCUUGUGAACCUGGACACAUAUACCUCGGAUCUCCAUUUUCAAAUAAGCAAAGACCGAUAUGGAGGGCAGCCACUUUUCUCAGAAAAAUUUCCUACCCUUUGGUCUGGGGCAAGGAGUACUUAUGGAGUAACAAAGGGAAGAGUAUGCUUCGAGGCCAAGGUAACACAGAAUCUCCCAAUGAAAGAAGGCUGCACAGAAGUUUCUCUACUCAGAGUUGGGUGGUCUGUUGAUUUUUCCUGUCCACAGCUUGGUGAAGAUGAAUUCUCUUAUGGUUUUGAUGGAAGAGGACUCAAGGCAGAGAAUGGGCAGUUUGAGGAAUUUGGCCAGACUUUUGGGGAGAAUGAUGUCAUUGGCUGUUUUGCUAAUUUUGAGACUGAAGAAGUAGAACUUUCCUUCUCCAAGAAUGGAGAAGACCUGGGUGUGGCAUUCCGGAUCAGCAAGGAAUCUCUAGCAGAUCGAGCCCUUCUACCCCAUGUCCUGUGCAAAAAUUGUGUCAUAGAAUUAAACUUCGGUCAGAAGGAAGAGCCCUUUUUCCCACCACCAGAAGAGUUUGUGUUCAUCCAUGCUGUGCCUGUUGAGGAGCGUGUACGGAUUGCAGUUCCUCCUAAGACCAUAGAGGAGUGUGAGGUGAUUCUGAUGGUAGGACUCCCUGGAUCUGGGAAGACCAAGUGGGCACUAAAGUAUGCAAAAGAAAACCCUGAGAAAAGAUACAAUGUCCUGGGAGCUGAGACUGUGCUCAAUCAAAUGAGGAUGAAGGGGCUGGAAGAGCCAGAGAUGGACCCCAAGAGCCGAGACCUCUUAGUUCAGCAAGCUUCCCAGUGCCUUAGUAAGCUAGUCCAGAUUGCUUCCCGAUCAAAGAGGAACUUCAUUCUUGAUCAGUGUAAUGUGUACAACUCUGGCCAACGAAGGAAGUUAUUGCUGUUCAAGACCUUCGCCAGGAAAGUGGUGGUGGUUGUCCCUAAUGAGGAAGAUUGGAAGAAGAGGCUGGAGUUGAGAAAAGAAGUGGAGGGAGAUGAUGUGCCUGAGUCUAUAAUGCUGGAGAUGAAAGCCAACUUCUCUCUACCUGAGAAAUGCGAUUAUAUGGAUGAGGUGACAUAUGGGGAGCUGGAAAAAGAAGAAGCCCAACCCAUUGUUACUAAAUACAAGGAGGAAGCAAGGAAGCUGCUGCCCCCCUCUGAGAAGCGGACAAACCGCAGGAACAAUCGCAACAAGAGAAACCGGCAGAACCGAAGCAGAGGCCAAGGCUAUGUGGGCGGGCAGCGCCGAGGCUACGACAACCGGGCCUACGGGCAGCAGUACUGGGGGCAGUCUGGAAACAGAGGGGGCUACCGUAAUUUCUAUGAUCGAUACCGGGGUGACUAUGAUCGAUUCUACAGACAAGACUAUGAGUACAACAGAUACAGAGACUAUUACAGACAAUACAACCGGGAUUGGCAGAAUUACUACUAUCACCACCAACAGGACAGAGACCGAUACUACAGGAACUACUACGGUUACCAAGGGUAUCGGUGAAGCCCCUGCUGUUUUCACCUGUCAGCCAUGAAGCUGAAGCUCUGGGGAUGCCAAGCAUCCCCCAAAACACAACCAAGGAAAACAGGGGCUGUUGGGGUGGGGCUGAGCUGCC